Molecule: messenger RNA, 651 nt
Organism: Coniosporium apollinis CBS 100218
Lineage: Eukaryota; Fungi; Ascomycota; Dothideomycetes
Exons: 1
Coding region: 1-651 (216 amino acids)
Cellular component (GO): nucleus; cytoplasm; ribonucleoprotein complex
Molecular function (GO): mRNA binding
Source: RefSeq, a predicted model, not a curated record
AUGAGUGGUAGCUUUGCGCAAUCUCUGAAUGCAGCAUUACCAAGAUACGCGCCAACUAUCCCCAACUAUACUGCAGUCCCUGCGUCCGCAUCUGUUGCAGUGUUUCCAGUGGGACAAUCGCCCUACGCCGCGGCAGUAACGUACCAACACUACGUCCCGAUAGCUUCCACAGCCCCCUAUGUUGCGACACCCCAUCCCAUAUAUACAACCGCUGCGAAUGGAACGCCAGUCAACGUUAGCAAUGGUGCUGUGAGAACCGAGGCUAGAUCGAUCUUCCUAAGUAAUCUAAGCUAUGCGGCAGGGCCAACGGAGGUAGAAAAUCUGCUGAGGCGAGCCGGAAAUCCGAUACGUGUCGAUGUCCCAAAGGAUGCGAGGACUGGGCGAUUCAGGGGCUCAGGAACGGCGUCUUUUGCGACAAGAGAGGAGGCAUCGAACGCCAUCAAUCUUUUGAACAAUGUCAAGCAUAUGGGAACAAGAAUCCACGUGCGAUGGGCCCGAGAGACGACGACUGUUGCGACACCGCCAAAUCCUCUAGUAGUCGAUGGAUCAAACAGGGUGCGUAAAGUCACUAUAUCCUCAUCUGGCGGUGCUGAACAUAUCAUUGCCGUAGGGAAGACGCUAGGCGGUUCGUGCCGGCGCCGGACUCCGUAG